AUGAAUGCAAAUCACAGAUUGGCUCUCCAAAGGCAUAGUGAGUUUUGGUUUGAAGAUGGAAAUAUUGUCUUUCGUGCUAGCAAUACCUUAUUUUGUGUACAUCGUGGUGUACUUGUUCACCACUCUCCAGCUUUGGAAGGAAUUUUGGCUAUCCCAUCAGGUUAUGAUACCGAUGGUACAGAGCAACUUCUGAUCGUCCUGCAGCAGAUCUCUGAGCAGGAAUUCACACAUUUUCUCAAUUGGGUGUACCAUAUCAGUUCAGUCCCUCCUCCACCUGAGGAACAAUUCCUAGCCGCUAUCCUCAAGAUUUUGCACCAAUGGAUGAUAAGCAACAGCAUCAAGUUUGCUAUUGAUGGACUGGAGCACCUCACUCUGCACCCUACCCGACGGCUAGAGCUUGCAUGA
Messenger RNA from Suillus plorans, 405 nucleotides. RefSeq lists its product as uncharacterized. The record is from RefSeq and is a predicted model, not a curated record. The transcript has 3 exons. Lineage: Eukaryota; Fungi; Basidiomycota; Agaricomycetes; Boletales; Suillaceae. The coding region runs from base 1 to 405 and encodes 134 amino acids. Gene Ontology annotation, molecular function: protein binding.